Molecule: messenger RNA, 2839 nt
Organism: Oncorhynchus gorbuscha (pink salmon)
Lineage: Eukaryota; Metazoa; Chordata; Actinopteri; Salmoniformes; Salmonidae
Product: RUN domain-containing protein 3B-like
Exons: 10
Coding region: 110-1300 (396 amino acids)
Source: RefSeq, a predicted model, not a curated record
GCGUGCUGGAGUGACGCGCACUGUUGAACCCAACCUGCUGAUUUAAAAGAAACAGGGACAGCAAAUACUGGGCACCUACGCUGGGGAGAUACGACUAACUGUGGCGAGGAUGGCGUCUCGUAGCCUGGGGCUGCAUGUAGCUCGCAAACAGGACGCUGCCAGAAGUGGAGCUGUGGAGAGGAGGAAUCUACUGACUGUCUGCAGGUUUUCAGUGAAGACGUUGCUUGACCGCUCCUGUUUAGACACGAUAGACGACUCCUCUCCGGAGUUCACCAACUUCGUCUCCAUCCUGGAACAGAUCCUCAGUCACAGACUCAAAGGUCAGACUACGUGGUUUGGUUAUGAGACUCAUCGUAGUUUCUGGGAUUAUGUGAAAGCAGCCUGCAGUAAAGUCUCUCCUAGCUGCAUCCACAGCAUUGAGAGCAUGGAGAAUGUCCGCUCCUCCAGAGCUAAGGGUCGGGCGUGGAUCAGGCUGGUGCUGAUGGAGAAGAGGCUGUCUGAGUACAUCUCCGCCGCCCUGAGGGACUUCAAAACCACCAGGAGAUGGUAUGAGGAUGGGGCCAUCAUGCUAGGUGAGGAGGCGGGGCUGCUAGCAGAUACACUCAUCGGUCUCAACACCAUUGACUUCAGCUUCUGUCUGAAAGGGGAGGGGCUGAAUGGAAGCUGCCCAGCGGUGAUUGACUAUACGCCUUAUCUGAAGUCGUUUCAGAGAGAGAACAGCAUCAGCAGUGAUGAAGAGGAGUUUAGGACCCUGGGGAGCAGCGUCAGCGAGAACACCACCCCUGAAAAGAUGGCCGCCAGCUCUGCGGAGGCCAUCUUAACCGAGCAGAGCAGCUGGGUCUGCAGGUGUAAACGACUUGAGCAGAAAUACCGCAUGGCACUGGAACAGAAGUGUUAUCUGGAAGAGAUGGUUCGUCUGAGAGAGGCCCAGCUGUCUCAAGUGAUUCCUCAGAACAAAGCUCUUCAGCAGAGACUAACAGACACACACCUCUCACACACACUGGAGAAGGAACAACUAGAAUACAUCGUACUGGAGCUCCAGGACCAACUGAAGAAUUUCCAGAGUCUAGAGCAGCUGUCCCAGACCUCUCUGGAGCCCUCACACACACUCAACCUGGACACUAGACCAACCAGCUCACACUGGCACCACCAUGGGAAGGAGGACACCCCCUCUCUGAUAGGUCUGUGUGGGUCUCUGCAGUCAGUAGCCAGCAAUAAGUCCCUGGCCAGCCUGAAGUCCAGUGAGUGUCUAGCCAGCCCCACCACAGAGAUGACCAGUCCUGACCUCACCCCGUCCUAGAACCAGAGACCAAGAGAUCCAGCACAUGGUUUGGAGAAAGAGCCAGAUUUGGAUCUUGGAAUUGGAACUCAGCCUUUUUGAAUAACAUUCCACCCCCUCCUAAACCCAGAGAUUUAACUUCGUCCCCAGGCUCAAUUGAUGGAUUUACCAGGGAUGCAACACAGGUCGUAGAAUCAUACAACUGUGCAUAGAGAUGUAUUUAUUGAUAUUUCUAUGACUAAAUCACAUGGAAUCUGGAUCCAGGAACUCCAAGUUUUAAAGAAAUAUUGAAGGAACUCAUAGCUCAACAUGGGAGCCGCAGUCAAUCAUUUGGAAUUUACAACCCGGACUGACCCUGGAACCAGCGCUUCAGUAGUCAGUCCUUCAAUGUAAGCGCAGAGCCGUUGGAAAAACCAGGACUGUAUUGACCAGGACCGACCACGUUUGUUGUAUAUCUGCACUGAUGAGAAAACAACUACAGAGUUGAAAGCCAGUUCCGGUAGGUAUACUGUUGUCACCCAUCUUAUGUGUUCAGAUCACUGCAGACCAAGGAGAACGCCACUUUGACACUAUUGGGAUGCAGACCUUUUGUGUCACUUAAAGGACUCCUCAUGAUGUAAACAUGCUCUGCAUCCCAGAGAUUGACAAAACUUGAGGAAUUGCUUUCUUUAGGAUUUAUUUAGGGAGGGGAAAGGAGUGAAGGUUGUGGUUUGUUUCUCAAGUGUUAAAGCCUGUAGACUAGUGGUUCUGUUCAUGCCUCAUCAACUUGCAGGUGUUGUUGUCCUGUUACCCUGGCAACUUAAGUUAGCUCUACUCUAGAUGGCCGAUUGUGGGUCUGUCUCAGCGGCCAAAAAAUACCUCAAAGAACGGACAUUUAGGUAUUGUAUUCCUGCCAGAGGACUGGGCUAUCCUCAUUAUUUAUAAGUCUUUAAUGUAAUCAUGCUUCCAUGUUGGAAGGGCCUUGAAAUAUCUAGAGGAGAACAGUGUUGCUUUUAUGUCUUCUGUUUCUACGGUCAAUCCUCUGGUACCUUGUAGCCAUAAUCGUAUUAUUGAUGGCAUUGAAUGUAUCUCAUAAACUAUCAAAAUAAAGUCACACUCCAUAUAUAAACUCCCAGUAAUUUAUUGGGUAUUUAUCAACGUUUCGGCAUCACUGUGCCUUCAGACCUUCAGGCACAGUGAUGGCGACACAUUAGUAAAUACCCAAUAAAUUACUGAGUUUAUAUAUGGAGUGUGACUUUAUUUUAGCUUAUUUGCCAUUAGUCAGCACCUCCACACAAACACAUUUUUCUAAAGGGUGUGCGCCAGCAAAUUGUUAUUUUUAAAUUGACUAGCUCAUCCACAAUGCGUUUUGGAUUUAACCACACAGUAUUAUCUUUGUGUCAAAGGGUUUGUGUUCUCAGGAAAUGUUUCCUGUCCAACAGGGUUAGUUUGAACCGUUUGUUUAGGUUGAACAUGAUAGUCUGUAUUGGGGUUUCAUGUUCUGUCUCUGACUGCUUUGAGAUUUAUUUUGAUCAGAGGCAUGUGGGGAAAGUGUUCAGGGUGUGUUCUGUCUCACUCUCA